This is a messenger RNA of Symbiodinium sp. CCMP2456, 1325 nucleotides long. The record is from the annotation of a GenBank genome assembly. NCBI's taxonomy places the organism in Eukaryota, Dinophyceae, Suessiales, Symbiodiniaceae.
GAGAAGGCAAGAUUAGAAGAAGAAAGGCUACGACAGGAGGAAGAGGCAGCGCUCGAGAGGGCCCGCGCGGAGGAAGAGGCGGCAGAGGAACUGCGGAGACAAGAGGAGAAGGCAAGAUUAGAAGAAGAAAGGCUACGACAGGAGGAAGAGGCAGCGCUCGAGAGGGCCCGUGCGGAGGAAGAGGCAGCCGAGGAGAUGCGCAGACAAGAGGAGAGGGCGCGACUGGAGGAAGAGAGACGACGUCGAGAGGAAGAGCAGGCGCUCGAGAGGGCACGCGUGGAGGAAGAGGUGCUUGAAAAGAAGCCAUGUGACCCAGGACCUCAUGCUGCAGAGGCAGUUGAGGAGGCUUCCAACGUUCACCCGGAGGAGAAGGCCGAUGUCGCUGCUGCGUCGACCGUGCAGGAGGAAGGUGACGAGCCUGACGAGCAGCCGGCGAGAGAAGCAGAAAGAGCAGAUGAGGCGGCCAAGGGCCCGGAGGACAAAGUUCCGAGCUCAGCGGCCCUGCAGGCGGCCGCUGGGAAGCUUAUGGAGAGGGUGAAAGCUGCCAGAGAAAGAAAGAACAGGGUGCCGGAAGAGUCCACCGAGGAGAGCGCUCUCUUGGAGGAGGAGAAGGAUGAGCAGCGACAGCGACAGGAGGCGACAGAGGUGCGCAGACAAGAGGAGAGGGCGCGACUGGAGGAAGAGAGACGACGUCGAGAGGAAGAGCAGGCGCUCGAGAGGGCACGCGCGGAGGAAGAGGUGCUUGAAAAGAAGCCAUGUGACCCAGGACCUCAUGCUGCAGAGGCAGUUGAGGAGGCUUCCAACGUUCACCCGGAGGAGAAGGCCGAUGUCGCUGCUGCGUCGACCGUGCAGGAGGAGGGUGACGAGCAUGACGAGCAGCCGGCGAGAGAAGCAGAAAGAGCAGAUGAGGCGGUCAAGGGCCCGGAGGACAAAGUUCCGAGCUCAGCGGCCCUGCAGGCGGCCGCUGGGAAGCUUAUGGAGAGGGUGAAAGCUGCCAGAGAAAGACAGAACAGGGUGCCGGAAGAGUCCACCGAGGAAGCAGAGGUGCUGGAGAGGGCACGCGCAGAAGAAGAGGAGCGCGCACGCUUGGAGAAGGAGGAGCGACAGGAGGCAGCAGAAGAGAUUUGCAGACAAGAGGAGCGAGCAAAGACUCAGGAGGAGGAGAGGGUACAAUUAGCAGAAGAAGAGUUGCGCCGGCAAGAGGAAGAGGAGGCGCUUCAGAGAGCCCGUGCGGAGGAAGAGGAGAACGCACGCGUGGAGGAGGAGCGGCAGCGACAGGAGGCGGCUGCAGAGACGCGCAGACAAGAGGAGCGCCGCAAAGUUAG